CUUGCUGACAUCCAGUGCCUUUUUUCCAACGGUGACAACGGCCAUAAUUCACACGUUGAGUGUCGUAACAGUGUUUUACGUAACUAUAGAGAAAUAGGCGCAAAUACGCGCAGAGGGAAUUCCCUUGAUGUCGUAAACGGAUUUCAAGGCAGGAAUAUCGCCGAAGUCCACUUUGGUGAAAAGCGGGAAAGAACAAUGAACAAUCGCAUAAAAACUGCUCUAAAUAGCCGUAAUUUGGAAAAAUAAACAUGUCAAAAGUGGUAGAAUUGUUGGGGGAUAUUGUCCUCAGUCAUACAGCAAAUGAGGUGAAUGUGGCUUCAAUCUGUGGAGAAGGAAAGGUGAUCGGUUUGUACUACUCGGCUCAGUGGUGUUCGCCUUGUCGAGCUUUCACUCCAAAACUGAUUGAUUUCUAUCGGACUUACAAGUCGCAGCAUCCUGAUAAAUGCUUCGAGGUUGUGUUCAUCAGUUCGGAUAAAAGUCAAGAAGAGUUUAAGGAAUACCAUGAUGAGAUGCCGUGGCUGGCCUUGCCUUACGAAGAUCGUGAGAGAAAGGCAAAAUUAAGUAAGAAGUACAAAGUCCAAGGCAUUCCAACUCUCGUUCUUAUCGAUGGUAAAACUGGACAGAAACUUACGGACGACGGCCGCAGUGCUGUGGCUAGUGAUCCAGAGGGCAAGGAUUUCCCUUGGAAGCCUAAACCAUUCGCAGAGGUCGUCUGUGGCAAACUUAUAAACAAUCAAAAACAAGAAUUCGAGGCCAGUAGUGUAUUGAAAGGAUGUGUGAAGGGCAUUUAUUUUUCUGCUCAUUGGUGCCCACCAUGCAAAGCCUUCACUCCAGAUUUGGUUGAAACGUAUAAAAAAGUCAAAGAAGACGGAAAGAAUUUCGAAGUUGUGUUCUGCAGUUCUGACCGGAUGGAUUCGUCGUUUGAUGAAUACUUUGAAACAAUGCCAUGGUUCGCCAUACCGUACAAAGAUUCGCGAUCGGAAAAGUUAAAGCGCCUUUUCGGCAUCAAUGGCAUCCCAACGCUAGUGAUUUUAGACGAGGAAGACCGUGUGAUAACAAAAAAUGGUCGCUUAGAACUGAUGCGGGAUCCGGAAGGAGAAGACUUUCCUUGGUUACCGCGGCCACUCAAUGAAUUAAACGAAUAUGUCGCCCACCAGUUAAACGUUGGGUCAUGUCUUAUAUUAUUUACAGAAGGAGAAGAUGAGGACAUCAAUAUGGCCAUCGACGCGUUACACGAUGUUGCGGAUGAAUAUUAUGAAGCGCAAAAAAAUCAAGAGGACCGUGAACUAUCGUUCUUCUAUGGCGGUGAUGAUGAAGUGUGCGACAACCUACGAGACUUCGUACAGUUAGAGGAUCGGAAUCCAUUGUUAGUCAUCUCGGACAUUCCUGAGCACAAAGUCUACGUGUCGCCGGAGAUGAAAAUCGACCGUGAAGUGAUACGAUCGUUUAUAAACCAAUAUUUCUCCGACCAACUUGAGCCGCGGAUCAUAAAGCCGGUUCUCUGAGAUACAGAUUCUGGAUCAAAAAAGACACUCGCGGUGAAAAUGACUGCAUGUUUGCUAUUGGAGAGGUUUAGGAGCACCAUGUCAUGAAAUUGAACUCGUGCUUGUGUUCGACUUUGGCGACGGAUGUGUGACUAAAAUGUUGUCCCAAUCUUUACCUUCGCUCACUCAUACUCCGAAGAAUGGUGUGUGAGUGACAGUGUGGAGCUGUAGAUGCCAAUGAUAACAAUGGUAGCAAUUGGUCCAGGGGCUAUCCCUUGACAUGUCUGUGAGGGUGACCCACCAUCGUGUGUCUGAUAUGUGAGCUGUGGCCAAUCUGAAUAAAUUGACCUCUAGAUCCAGAGCCAUGGGACCUUGCUUUACAGUGCAAGAUCAGACAGCAUACUUCUAAACCUCUCCAUCAAUCAAUUCGAUUGCAGAUAUAUUUAUUGAAAGAAAAUAAUGAAAUAUAAACCAGACCCUUAUACAAACAUUUCAGAAAGAUCUUUAUUCCUGAAAUUCGUAUGAGAUUUGGUCCUGAGCUAUUGUUCUGAGAUGCAUGUUGGUUGACACGACUUGUACAUUACAAACAAUAGCAAUGACUAUGAAUUCAAGCCAUUGGCCAUUUUUGCUGGUUGUGUUGUACAAUUUUGCUAAGCAUUAGACUUGUAUUAUUAUCAUAUUGAGAUAAGUUGUUCCUUCUAACUGACACACGGCAUAUGACUAAAAGAAAUGCAUUUAUUGCCACUGAUCAAUUUUAGAUAGCUUUUACAGACACGCAGCUUUUUUUGUUGAAAUCCAUGUGAUUCCUGUGCCAUUGAUUCUAACAAAAGUGCUUGAUGUACAAAUGCGAUAUAUACGUCUUGCUUGCACCAUGGUAAACUGGUAGUAUAUGUUUCCGUGAUUAUGGCAAGUUUGGGAACCAGUCAAGAUAUAUUAUGGUGCUUUGCUUCGAUACAACCGCACCUUAAUCUGUAUAGUUUUGAUGUACAUACAUGUAGUUAGUUCAGUUCUGGUAGAAUUCAUUAAUAAAAUCACUUUUUAAAGUGUUCAUCGGAGAUAUAAAAGAAAUGGACCAGAAAAACAUCACGUCGACGUCAGACGAGUUCAUCAAAGGAUAGGUGUAGCUACGCUAAAAAUGUAAAGGUAUCUGUUUCAAUGAGAACAAUUCAGUGUAUCCAGUUCCUUUGUUUUAAGCAUUCGUCUAUGUAAUCCUCAGUCUUCAUAUUUCACCUGCAUUUGUCUUCAACUUGUAGCUUACAAUGUAGGUGCUGAUAGUGCUAUUCCCAUUAUAAAAUGUCUAAAUAACAACUGCUUGAACUGCUGACUUUCUAUGUUUAUACUUUGUUUAGGAUAUUUUGUAAGUUUUGUACGAAAAUUCCAGAAUGAGUUGCCAUAGUUACCGAUGAAAACUACUUUUUACAUGUUUGAGUGUAAUAUUCUGAAAAUUUGGCACAGGGCCCUCAGUGUGUAUUCUUGCAACGGAACACUGAACUGUAAUAUAAACACUGCCCUUAAACCUACUCUAAACUGUGAAAUUUUCAAAUUUACCAUUGGGGCGUCGGUGUGCACAUUUUAAGUCUCAUGCAGUAACCAUAAUUUUGCUACAAAGACUAACUUACAGUGUUGUGAACAUUUCAUUGUUUACAGUACCGCGGUAUAUGCCGAGCCUUCCUUGCAUUUACAUUGUAUAUACCGCCUUGUACUGCUUUUCCUGAUAAGAAAUCUCAUGUGUUUUUGCUUGAUGCAUUUUCUGUUUGAGUCGAAACAGAAUUACUGUCAAUCCGGAAAUAUUUGCGGUCAUUUUACAUUGUGGUUUUGUGAAAUUGUAACUUCUGCUUACAUUGGAUUUAGCGUUUUGACAACCCGGCCCUGAACGUGUUCUUUUUCGCAGCCUUAUAUUUUGGCGCAGCCUUUUAUUUUGGCGACUACGGUAUAUGGUUAAAACAGGAAAGUGCAAAAAUUAAAAAGGCCAGCGAAUACUUCCACGGUUGACUGCCAGUUUUUGACUGUUGCUUUAAAAAUGCAGCUGUGAUUAUUACUGCUUUGUUUGCUUUUGCAAAUAUCGUGUAUGGAAGCUCUUCCGAGUGCUUUACGUGUAUAUACAUGUAGUGCUGUGUCUUUUAUGAGGGACCUGCACAGUUCAGUUGAUUGAGACUGAGAGGGAAUCAAAUAUCAAACGUGGAUAACUAUCAUGAAUACCAAAAAAGUGAAAAAUGGAGUCAAAGUGAUUAUUAAAAAGAGUUUUGUGAAAGCUUUUGUUGUGUAUUAAUGGAACUCUGUGUGUGUACGUACAUCAUAGCUUAUCACUUUGUCUUUGGCCAUUGUCCAAUAUCGCUGUAGCCCCCAUCUCGGUUCAAAUCAAAACUGUAUAAUGGCCAUUGUUCCAUAUGGUAAGUUUAUUCUUUCUGUUGGACAUUUCCAGAUUAACUGAACUGUGUGGAUACCUGGAGGUAUAUUUCAGAAUCAAGUUACAUAUUGGUUAGUGUCCAUUUACUUCAUACAAACCAAGUCCAUUUACUUCAAGUGAACCAAGAUGAAAGUUCUAGAAUGUAAAUAGGGGAAUCUAUUUUGACCAUCAGAAAUCUGCAACAAUUGAUGCACUGGCCCUCCUGUGACGAUGAUGUUAACUGACUGUUUACACCAUGCUGAAUAAGAUGGCAGCACCAAACUGUUGCAUUGAUCCCAUAAUGCUUUGGGCAAAAUGGUUUGGCUAAGAACUUGCUGGUGACAGCAGUACAUGUAGCAGUGUUCUGUUAAUUAAACAGGGAAUUAUCAGAUAACAAGUUUGCAAGUCUGUGGAUCGUAAACUACAGAGAUAACAUUGACUUCUUUUGUUACAAGCAAGGAUAUUCUAGUAAAAAAGCCACUUGAAAUUUGAAAAAUUGUUUCAGUGCCUGAAAACCUGGCACCUUGAGUUUUCCUGGGGUGAAUGGACAUAGCAGUUUGAUACUUCUGUAUAGGAUCAUCUGUGUUGUAGAGGAGAAGUUACAACCAUUUUAGGACAAUAAGUUGGAAUAUU
Lineus longissimus is the source of this 4503-nucleotide messenger RNA. Its product is annotated as nucleoredoxin-like. The record is from RefSeq and is a predicted model, not a curated record. Gene Ontology annotation, cellular component: nucleus. Gene Ontology annotation, biological process: negative regulation of Wnt signaling pathway; negative regulation of protein ubiquitination. Gene Ontology annotation, molecular function: thioredoxin-disulfide reductase (NADPH) activity. NCBI's taxonomy places the organism in Eukaryota, Metazoa, Nemertea, Pilidiophora, Heteronemertea, Lineidae. Bases 249 to 1505 code for a protein of 418 amino acids. The transcript has 7 exons.